ACAUUCUUCGUAUCUUGUUUAUCAAUCAAUAAAUCUUCAAAAUUUCAAUCAUUGUUGAUUAAACUUUCGAAGAAGAAAAUUCCAAGUUAGCAAGGAUCAUGAGUGAUUGCAAUUGGACAAAUCCAUUGUGCAACACAUCACUUCUCCUCGCAAGUGGAUAUGCUCUCUGGUCGUGUGCUUCAAAGAAGAAUAAGAAGGAGACUAAAACCGAAACUAAAAAAUCACAUGAUUGUCCUCCACAAACCAUCGAACCUGUUAAGGAUGAGAAGAACUCAAAUUCUGAAGAAAAGAAAACAACUUCUUCUAAUAAUGAAGUUCCCCCACAGAAGAAAUUGAUUGGAAACGAUGAAGUGAAGAAAGAGAAAAAGAAAAGUGAGGAUGAUUUGUUGGAUGUUAAGAAGACGGCAAGUAAGGAAGAUGAUAAGAAGAGGAUGGAUAAGAAGGAUCCUAGUAAGAAGCUAAGUAAGGAGAAGCUGAGAGAAGAAAAGAAGGAGCAGAGCAAGAAAGUGAAUAAAGAGAAAAAGAUGAACAAGUCAGAAUCAGUUGAUGAAGAUAAUGAACAACCACCGGAGCCUGGAAGUGAUCCAAGGAAGAUUUGGGCUUUUAAAGCUGCUAAAAUGAAAUGCCAAGCGAUCAGUAAGCUUCAUCAGGAUAAGAUCAAAGGGUACAUGCCACCGAACUGUACCUAUACCGCUUAUGAUGCUAAUCCGGAUCUCAAUCGCUAUGCAGAUGUUCGUUGUAUCGAGGAGACACGUGUCGUUCUGAAGAACCAUGACCGUGACUACAUCCACGCGUCGUGGAUGAGAAUGCCUGGGAAAGAUCAGUCCACGUAUAUCACAACACAAGGACCACUUCCAGAGACUCUCUCAGACUUUUGGCAUAUGAUUUAUCAGGAGAAGAUUGCCUAUGUCUUGAUGCUUUGCACUUUGUUUGAAGGUGGUGUUGAGAAAUGUGCUCUUUAUUAUCCUGAAAAACUCGGUGAAGUUGUGAAAUUCGGAAAAUACGAGAUCACACUGACUGAAUGCAAAGAAGAAGCCAUCGCAGGAACAAUUUGGAAUGCUUUGACUGUAACCAAUACGGAGGAUGCCUCUUCUGAACCAUUGUACAUGAAUCAUGUGCAAGUUCCAUGGUGGCCAGAUCAAUUGGCUCCGGAGGAUGCUCGUCCGAUGAUCGAAUUGUAUAAAUGGGUGAAGAAGGUGAAUCCAAAGGAAACGCCGAUUUGUGUGCAUUGUAGUGCUGGUGUCGGAAGAACUGCCACUUUUGUUGGUAUCGACUACGCGACUAUCCGCAUAAUGGAAAAUCCGAAUAUUGAGAUGUUGGAUAUUGUCCGUGAGAUGCGUGCAAUGCGUUUCCAAGCUGUUCAAUCUCAUAUGCAAUUCCUAUUCCUUUAUGUUGUUUUGAUGGAGUACUUUAUUGGGGAAGGAGUCGUUGAACGUACCGGACGAGUUGACACUUUUAUGACUCAAUACAAGAAGCAUGCACAGAAGAAGUUGGCAAAACGUGCGGCCCAGAAUCAACAAGGCGAGAAAUUGGCAGCGGAAGAAAAAGAAAAGGAUAAAGUUAAAGUAUAGAACUAUUAUUUUAUGAAAUUUUAAUAAAUGGAAUAAAGUUCAACUCAUGUG
Messenger RNA from Caenorhabditis elegans, 1622 nucleotides. It is a transcript of the gene F25H5.7, whose product is annotated as Protein-tyrosine phosphatase. Bases 99 to 1571 code for a protein of 490 amino acids. The record is from RefSeq and is marked reviewed. Gene Ontology annotation, molecular function: protein tyrosine/serine/threonine phosphatase activity; hydrolase activity; protein tyrosine phosphatase activity. NCBI's taxonomy places the organism in Eukaryota, Metazoa, Nematoda, Chromadorea, Rhabditida, Rhabditidae. The transcript is spliced from 6 exons.